AUGCUAUGGAAUGACAAGCGAGUCGCGCGCGGUUUAUUCUAUUCAGACGCAUCAUCCGAAUUUAUCGACUAACGAUUCUUCGCUUACUAACGAAACACGUAAACAAUACGAAUUUGUUCUUUGGGGAUUUUAAAAACCGAUCGUGUUUAUUCAAAAUAGAUAUGGUUUUGAAAAGAAGUGAAUAUACUAUAUCGUAUUAACCAUCUAAAAAUUACGAAUUGAACAAUAUAAAAGAGAAAAAAAAUGAAUUCUUGUGAUUUUUUUUUCUGUUGAUGUUGAAAGAUUUUUUGACGUUGUUAUUCUGAACACAGAAACAGUGAUCAACAAACAGUGUGUUUUUGAUACGAUUUUUUAUGAAUUGUGUUUCAUGUCGUGAACUAUUCAAUGAUUCAGUGCAAAAUCAAUUUGAAUCAAAUUGAAGAAGCGAAAUUAGUUGAAAUUCAAAAAAGAUCUGAGUGUGUAUGAUAAAGGAGAGAACCGAUUGUUUUAGAUCAAUAAAAGCGUGAACACAACUGAAAAUCAAUUGAAACGAAUGCUCAUUUUUGGUAACCAGAAUAUUUCAGCGAUUUUGUGGAAUAUUUCAAAGACUGUUCAAACACAAACACACUUUGGCAGCAGGCUGUAGCUCCCCGAACAGCACAAAGCACAUAUCGAAUGCUGCACAGGGAAAUUGAUGCUAAGCAACAGCGGAAUAAGGCACCAUAAAUAAACGAGCACACAGUAUCCAAAGUGAGAAAACGAUCGAAUCAAAGCCAUACGCGCGUUAACAUACAUUAGCAUUUGUUGUAUGUAUUGAGACUCGACACAUAAAUUCACCGCAAGGGUUUUUAUUUCAACAGAAUAUAGAUUUUUUUUGAAUUCCCAUCACUUCAGCUGGAUCGGCGUCGAAUUUACCAAAAAACGCACAACAAACAGACUACAAAAAAGUAACCAAUUUUUUGCAAGCCAACCAAGAUAGGGAAAAAGUAUCAUUUGACCUCCGCUGUGUGAGAAAAAAAUAACACCGCAAAUUUGAUUCAGAGGAGUGAGGAAAAAACCAGAUUUUAUUUCUCAACUUGAAAAUGAACGCUGGAAAUUAGACAAAAAAGGCAGACGGUCAAAAUAAGAAGCAGUUGUUUUUAUUGUUAAAUAACGCACCGAAGAAAUAAAUUAUUGCACGGCACAGGGAUUCAUUGGGACUGAGACAGAGUCUAAAAUAUUGUCCUUAUCGCAUCGGUUCGUUGAUUUUUUCUUCUUUCCCGUGUUUGAUCAAAUGAUUACUGAGCGACGGCGAAUGUUGAACAAAGUUAUUUCGAUGAAUUUCUGGAAAUUGAAGGCUCACCGUUAAGAGUACGUUGUUGAGCUGUUUUUUUCUUCGUUCAAAACCGAAAUAGCAGCAAAUGCAGCGUUGAUGCUGUCAGCCUGAUAAAACCUCUACUCUAAAAACUCAUCUCGAAUUUUGGCAAUUACACACAUUCAUACAUUCACUAUUGUCACGCACGAACGACUUGUGGCCGCAAUGUGAAACUCUAAAUCAAGUCCUUUCUUUUUUUGUUCAGAAUGAACAGCAUCUAUUGCAACUGAUAUCAUUGAAGGCAGAAAGAAGAGAAGAAAAACAGCGGUUAUACGAUACGAGAAGCCAAAGGAAACCGCUUCAGUGUAAUUGUGAUCAAAUAAAUAACACCGCCACAGAAACAAUUAAGCGCCACAUUUAUCGUCAACUUCGUUGAUGCCAAACCAAAUUACGGUUGAAAUUACGGUUCAGUGGUAUUUUCCUCUGAUUUCCAUCCCGAUCGCCAAGUUGUGUUCUCGUUCUCGACUCGUAUUCAUCACAACAUUGUCGUCGUCGAUGUAGCACUUCAGGUGGUUGUACUCCAGUCGGCAGCAUCUACCUAGCGUUGGCAUUGGAUAUCAACAGCAUUCUCAUUACGAUUACCGAUUGACACGAGACGACAAAAAAGGGGCACGAAAAUCAAAGCCCACUGUGUGUAUGUGCGUGAAUCAAGGUGAAAGAGGAACUGUGAAUCUUUCAAGUGCAGCGACGCUCUUCAAAACAAAAGUGUGUUUGUAAUUGCAGAAAAUGCAUAAAUAAAGAGAAAGACAGAAAGCAGACAGCUGAAGAGAAGAAUGACUUCUGUGAAUGUUUCGAAUUGACUGUGAAUAAAUAUGCAAAAUGCAUGAUGGUGUUAAGAUUUAAGUGGUGUUGAUAAGUGCAGAGCAUAUUGUAUAAUUAGAAGAGCUGCAUCGAAUGCAUUUUAAUUGCACUGACUUGGAAUAUUUCUGUUUUUAUUUGUGCAUGCACUGCACUGAAUUUGAUGACGUUCAUUAAAAUAAACGAAGUGAUCGAUUGAAAAAAAACAUUCAAAGUGAACGCAAUAAUUUAGUAUUAAGAGCCCAUCAAAUUAUUUCCAAUCAUCGAUUUAUUAGGUUGUGACUAGAGAAAACGACAACAACAAAACAAAAGAAGGAACAGAAAACAUGAAAAUUAUGUCUUUUCACGUCGAUAACGAGAUUAACAUUAAACAUAAAAACUUAAGACAUUGAGAAAGAGAAAAUAUAAUCGAGUUGAACAAGUAAGAAUACGGACUGAAAGAAACAUUGACACACGUCGAAAGGAAGUGAAUGCGAAAUAUAAAUGCAAUAAUGAUGGAUUUCGCAUCGAUAUUCAGAAUGCUCCAGCCUUCCACCGUCAUCGAUAGUGGCGGCGGCGGCGGCGUCUUCGUCGUCAGCAGAAGCAGUAGCAACAACAGUAACGAUGGUGUUGGCAGUGUACAAUUGCACAAACGCGUUAAGAAUAUCCGCUUGACACAUGGCCAAUUGAAGCAGCAGUCACGCUGCAAAGCGAGAUUAGUUUUACUAUUAUUGGGAUUAUGGAUGAAUUUAAUUGCUGUUACAAAUGCACAAUAUCGUACGCCUCGUAUAACGGAGCACCCAAGCGACAUCGUUGUGCCAAAAAAUGAGCCGGUCACGCUGAAUUGUAAAGCGGAGGGGAAGCCAGAUCCUAUCAUAGAAUGGUUUAAAGAUGGUGAACCGGUCAAAACCUCGGACAAUGAUAAUAAAUCGCAUCGCGUCCUAUUGCCAUCGGGAUCUUUAUUCUUUUUGCGCACCGUCCAUGGGAAGAAGGAACAAGAUGGCGGCGUUUAUUGGUGUGUGGCGAAAAAUGUAGCGGGAAAAGUAUUCAGUCGGAAUGCAACACUUCAAAUAGCUGUUUUACGAGAGGAUUUCCGAAUCGAGCCGAAAGAUACGCGUGUGGCUGCUGGCGAAACAGCAAUGCUUGAAUGUGGCCCACCGAGAGGCAACCCGGAACCAACUCUGCUCUGGAAAAAGGACGGCAUUGUUCUGGAUUUUGAUGAAACCCGCGGAGGAAAUGCAAUUCAUCACAUGAGCAAUAAUCCAGUAGCUCGUAUGCGAAUUGUUGAUGGUGGAAAUUUGCUCAUCAAUGAUGUUCGUCCACUCGACGAAGGUCGUUAUCAAUGUAUCGCACAGAAUAUGGUUGGAACACGGGAAAGUACAUCGGCAAAACUAACUGUACAAGUGAAACCGUUUUUCAACAAAGAGCCAUCUGAUUUAACCGUUUUGGCCGGUCAAACUGUGCAAUUCUAUUGUUCAGUUGGCGGUGAUCCGCAGCCCCAAAUUUUAUGGCGCAAAGACGAUGGAAGCAUGCCUGUUGGAAGAGCCGUUAUCAAGGAUGACGACAAGAGUUUGGUAAUCAAAAAUGUGGUCCCAGCCGAUGAAGGAAUCUACAUUUGUGAUGCAUCUAAUGGAGUAGGGCAAAUAAGUGCCAAAGCGCAACUUGUUGUUAACUCUCAACCGAGUUUCAGUGUAAAGCCGCAGGAUCAAAAGAUUGGAUUGAAUGGAAUCGCUUCAUUUGACUGUGCGGCAACUGGAAGUCCACGACCAUCAGUAUUCUGGGCACGUGAGGGUGUGUCACAAAUGCUCAUGUUUCCCGACAAUACUUACGGCCAAUACCAUGUAAACUCUCAAGGCACAUUACAAAUUCGUGGUGUCCAAAAAGAAGACGCCGGUUAUUUCGUGUGUUCAGCUCUUUCAGUGGCUGGCUCAGCGACCAUCCGUGCAUUUCUACAAGUCACAUCAGUCGACGAUAUUCCACCGCCAAUCAUUCAAAUUGGGCCAGCAAAUCAAACGUUGCCAGCGUCAAGUGUGGCGAUGCUACCUUGUCGUGCUAUCGGAACUCCAACGCCACGCAUCCGUUGGUAUAAAGACGGCAUACCUCUGCAAAAUUCUGAUCAAUCGAAUCAACGUCUGAUCAUCGUACAAAGUGGAUCUCUGAAAAUUGACAAUUUACAAGCAUCGGAUACGGGCCAUUAUACGUGCACAGCAUCUUCAGAAAGUGGGGAAACGUCUUGGUCAGCUUCACUAACGGUGGAAAAAAGUGGCAGCGUGAAUCUGCAUCGUACACCGGAUCCGAGUACAUUCCCGUCAAUUCCCGGAACACCACGCGUUGUGAAUGUUACCGAGAGCAGUGUAACGCUCACCUGGACGAAAAGCCAAGACCGAGCUGGUGCUAGUCCACUUAUUGGAUACACAGUCGAGUAUUUCAGUUCGGAUUUGCAGACUGGGUGGGUGGUUGCUAUUCAUCGUUUCCCCGGUCAUACAAUUACGAUUGGUGAACUCAAGCCGGCUACAUCGUACAUAUUCCUCGUUCGAGCGGAGAAUUCUCAUGGAUUAUCGAUUCCAUCAACCGUAUCGUCGGUGGUGAAGACUUUGGGUGCAGAAAAUGGUGUUAUACCACAAUCAGAACUAUCAGCUGCUCGAAAUGUGCUCAGUGGCAAGGUUGUCGAAUUGAAUGAUGCAUUGGCCAUUAAUUCAACGUCAGUGCGAUUGGAUUGGCAUCUGCAUAUCAGCGGCAAUGGGGAAUACAUUGAGGGUUUAUACAUUCGAUUCCGUGACUUGAGUGGUGGAUCGCAAAAAUACAAUAUAAUGACGGUAAUGAGUCCAACGACUCAAAAUUACAUUGUUGGUAAUUUGAAGAAGUUCACCAAGUACGAAUUCUUUGUGGCACCGUUUUAUCGAACUGUCGAAGGUCAACCAAGCAACUCAAAGAUUGUGCAAACAUUUGAAGAUGUUCCAUCGGCACCACCAGAUAAUGUUCAAACGGGAAUGCUCAACCUGACCGCGGGAUGGGUACGAUGGUCACCACCACCACCGCAGCAUCACAAUGGACAUCUCCUCGGCUAUAAGAUUCAGGUGAAAGCUGGUAAUUCGAGCAAAGUUCUUGCACAAAUGACACUGAACGCAACCACAAUGUCGGUUAUGUUAAAUAAUUUAACCACAGGAGCUACGUACGCUGUACGUGUUGUGGCGUACACACGUGUUGGAGCUGGACCAUAUUCUCAGCCGGUUGCAUUGACUAUGGAUCCAAGUCAUUUAGUAACACCGCCACGAGCACAUCCAAGCGGUUCAGCUAAUGGUCUCGACGAUCAUCAUCAACAACGGAAGCAACCGCAGAAUCUUAUUCACGAACCAUGGUUCAUUGUUUUGAUUUCAAUUGUGGUGUUGCUGUUUUCGUUUAUCGCAACCGUUGGAAUGAUAUUCUUUAGGCGUCGUCAUCAAAACACGAAAGAAAUCGGUCAUCUAAAUGUUCCAGUUGUGAAUGCAAAUGAUAUAACCGCUUUGAACAUCAAUGGAAAGGAAAGUCUAUGGAUAGAUCGCGGGUGGCGAGCAGCCGAUACGGACAAAGACUCCGGUUUGAGUGAAGCAAAACUAUUGGGCAACUCAAGCACACUAUCACAGGGAAAUUAUACCGAUGGCGGAACAGACUACGCCGAAGUUGAUACACGGAACCUCAGUACAUUUUACAAUUGUCGCAAGUCUCCCGAUAACCCCACACCAUAUGCUACGACAAUGUUGCUUAACAAUGGCAAUGGAUCUUCAGGUGAGAGCUGCACGAAACGUUCAGACGGUCAUUCAUCUGGUACAUCAAGCCCGCAUUCGGAUCCAAAUCAAUCAUUUAACACACAAUCAAAAGCCAAUCUUGGAUAUCCAUCAUUCCCACCGCCUGCAAAUUGGACUGAAUUCUUGCCACCACCACCGGAGCAUCCACCACCGUUGCCGUUAGCUAAUUGUGCUCAACCGAUGGGAAUGUGCUAUGUGCCGACAAGUCCUGGGUCGAUGCGAAGAGCAGCAGCUCAAUGGGUUGGCUCGGGAUUGGCAAAUCAUCCAAAUCUAAUGGCACAGAACAAUGGCUCGUGCGGUCCGGCUUCCGUUGGUUAUUCUCCAUGGGGACCGUCACAGCAUCAAUACGUGGAAAAUUUCUAUAACAAUCCCAUUCAAUAUCCAACAAAUGGAUCGUCAACAAAUGUGCAUCGCUUCCCGAACCAUCAGCCACCUUUGCCAAAUGGAAACGGUACAUCGUGCUAUCCACAACAUCAGCAAACAACAAAAAGUUGCCAUUCUCACUAUCCAUCGAAUCACGCACACUCAGUCGAGUACCAGCCAUACCAUUCGAACAAUGGCAUCAAUCGGAAAUGCGGCAAUACGCGAAUGUGCAGCAGUUAUGAUGCAUUGACAUCACCACAACAGCCACUGCUUCCGAAUCCAGCAAAUUGGGCCAAUAACGGUGGUGGCGGCGGCAGCGUGCACAAAUGCAACAAACCAAAUUCCCAACAACAAUUGUAUCAAUGCUCAUCGGAAUGCUCAGACCACUCAUUGAAAUCGCAUUCGCAGCAUUCGCACAGCAGCCAAGAGCGUAGCAGUAAGAAUAGCAAUUGCAAAGAAUCAUGCCACCAGCGAUCAUCGUCACAGACGAACAAACAGCAUCCUACGCACACGGGCAAAACAACCAACCACUGUACAACGAAUGGAAAUGACAUUUUAAACGGAAACGGUAACGACAAUAUUUACGAAAAUGAUGACGAGACCACGGAACACGAUCGCAUGAUUACCAGCACCAGCGACUGUUGUAGCUCGGCUGGUGAAAUCGAUGGCGAUUCAUCGUGUUGCUCAUGCAGUUUGUAUGCUGAAGCCGGUGAACCACCUCAAUCAGCGUCGAACAAUCAGCUGGCGAAAGUUACUGCCCAAAAUUAAGAAAAAUGUUCAAUUCUCAAACAUUCACCACACAUUUAAAUAUGUGUGGGAAAUAAACUGGAUAAUAAAACUUGAUUUGUGAUACAGAACUAACAACAAAAAGCCCAUUGUGCGUUGUGAAAAGGGCCCAACAGACGAGAAAGUUGGAAUGAGAUAGACUUUUGCUCUGGGUAGCAAUUUAAUUCAUUGGAAUGUGUAAAUAAAUAUUGGAGCACAGUUACGCGGUCGGUUAUGCUAGAGCUGCACUACCGCCGCUACCAAUGCCAGCACGAGCCGUAGCAGCAACAACUCUUUGGUUUAGUUUGUUCAUCAUCGUCCAAAUAAUAAUUACGCAUAUAAUUAUUACUUAAAAUAAAAUAUGUAACAUAAAUAUUCAAACAUAAACUCAAAUGGGGAGGUUAAACUCACUUUUUGCGCCCAUUCGAUUCACUCGAAACAAACCAAACCGAAACCGACGACGCUUUGAUGGCAAAAACGCCAGAGCCAUUUAUCUAGCCGAAAUAAGCUUGUACGAGAAGAGUAUUGAAAACUUAAUUAAUUAAAAAGUUUUCAACUUCUCCACGGACCGUUAAGAAAACUUGAACUUUGCAAGUUUUAGCCGAAAAACAUCCUACGGGAAGGGAGGAAAUGAGAAAUAUUAUGGCAAGAAAAUGAAAUAGAGGAAUACUGGCGAAGACAACGAGCAGAAGACAAAAGUCGAAAACUGAAUACCCAUUAACCACGACAGAUCUUCUUAUUCUUGUUCUCCUUUUGUUUGCUUGCCUGUGAACGCAACGAUGGUGAAAAGCGAGCGGUAUAACGAGUGAAGAGUUUUGUUUGUGCGGCAAAAAGAAAUUUGAAUUCAGAAUUCAUCAUAAAUUGAGAAUAGUGAAAAUAGUUUAUUAUACGUUGCAUGAUUACUACGACUCUUUGCAAAAUACACAGCGUCUUUCCACUCCUUGAUUAAAAGUGAUACAAUAUGUUACACAUGCAUAAGCGCAGCGCACACACAAACACAACUACAAUGAAACUACUAUAUUUCGAUACGCGCAAUACAAACCGUUAGUAGUCAUAGCGAUACGGGAGAGAUUGUCUCAUAUUAUACACAAACACACAAACGUACCGUCAAACCAAAAGCACUGCCAAUUAUUACAGUAAUUUAGCUUUUCAAAUGCGGCAACGGCAGCAAGAACAAACAGCUCAAGAGUCAUGUGUGUUCGCCAAAACAACAACGAUAUUAAAAGUUUCGACAUUGGCGUUGUGGCUCUUGGUCUAUGUGCCGUCGCCAUUUCACGUUACGUUUUGGUUCGGUUCGGUUCGGUUCGGUUCAGUUCAGUUCAGUUCAGUUCGAGUGAACUCAAGUCGUAGCAACCAAUAGCCCGAUGAGCUGAAUGUUUCGUGUGUGAAAAUUUGCAUUUAAAUGGUGCAAUAUUGAAAAGCAUGUUUCUGGCCCAAACUCCAAAAAACUUUUGUGGUUAAUUGUCAAACAAUGCUAUUUAUCAAAAAGCCUAAACUUGUUCUACGUCGUUUAGCAACACACGUAUGUACGCAUAAUAUAGAUAUACGUAUGUAACAUAAAUACAUAUAUAAAUUGCAAAUAAUUUCUCAAUAAAGGCGGAUCAAGUUGCUAAGAUGCAAAAAGCAAACAAUUUCGAAAAUGCUUCGAUGAGAAAGUUCGGAGGCUGUUUUGCCCAAAUCGAUGCAAAAAACUCCUUUUUCGACAAACACCCAUUUUCGCAUAUAGGUGUAUUUAUUGAAUGUAUUCGCUAAGAAGCUUUUGGUUAAGCAAGUAAAACAUUCACAUAUAGAUAUACAUUUACACAUACACUUUAUAUGUGAUGCGAUUAGAGUAGUAGUUUCAUGUCAGGUAUUGAAUCUCCAAUUAUGUAGAAACUUGUAGCAUUCUUUUCUCUCCCUUUCAACACACAGAAUUAAUAAUUUCCACUGAAAUUUGAUGUGAAUUUUGCAUAAAAUCAGCGGAACUAAAACUUUGCAAAUAAAUAUAAAAUAGAAGAAGAAGGAGAAGAAACCAAACACAUUGCGCAUUUUAUAAACGACUGAUAUCAUAUGUGUAGAACUAAUGCAUCAAAUCUAUAAUGUAUUGCAUAAGAUACAUACCCCAACAACUAUUACCCCCUAAAUUGGUUGGACACCUUUCGUAAUUUUAGAUUAUAUUGGGAAAAAAGUCAUCAAAUGAAUAGUAGAAAAUGCAUUUCGAAAAUAAUGAAAAUUGAGAAUGGCUUCGAAUUAUAUUAUGAAUGUGUUCGAAUAGCAGAAAAUGGAUUUUCAUCUCUGUUUUAGAUACGCUCAGAAAAUAUAAAAACAUAUCAAUAAGAAGAAAAAAGAAAUACGUGUCCAAACGUGGACUAAAGUGAAGGAAUAAAAUCCAUGAAGAAUUGUUGUAUAUAAAAUCAUAUCGCCGACAUUUCCAAGCUAUUUUUUUAGCCUUAUCACAACUCAAAAGAAUAUAAUUUGUUUUUGUUCAAACCAAAUCAUCGUAAUGUAGGUUAUUGAAUCGUAUCCAGAGAAACAUUUCAGCGUAAAUAUAGUGAAAAUACCGAAAUGUCAGUAAAUACAUAUUCGUCUCUGUGUGGAACCUGCGCACUGCGCACUGCGCAGUGAGCGUUCGUCGAUGUGAGCGGGCGCUAUACAUUUAAGCUUGAACGCACAUAUACAUUGUUUUACACUCAAGCCGAGUGUGCUCAACGAACGAAUGUGCAAUCGAACGAUGUGAGCGAAUGUGUGUGCGCACAGAGACGAAUAUUCAUUUACUGAAAUUUCACUAUUUUCACUAUAUUCACGCUGAAAUGAUUGAAAUGAUUCUCUGAUCGCUUCGAAUCCAAAGUCCACCCGAUCAAAUAAGCUUACGUACCGAAGCAUCCCUUCCUACCGACUUUAUCACACAUCACAUACACCGGCUAAGUAAAUCGAAUCACACUCCCACACACAUUGAUGUAUGAAAUCCAUAGUUUUUAGAAUUUUUACCAAACGAAAAUAAAAACCAAGACCAAGAACGAAGCUUUUUUCGUCACCCCCAAAUCCCACAAACAUUUUGGAUAUGAACAUAUGACUCGUCGCAUUUGGGCGAUCCCUAUACGCACAUUUACAUGUUCACCACUAUUCGAUUUCGUUCCUUUGUUUUUCAUUUGUAACAACUGUUUCCCAAGAGAGCAGAUGGAAUGUAUACAAUUCACGUAAAAUGUUUGAAAUAAAAAAAAAACUGACAAAAAUAGUUGUGAAUGAAAGGUGAGUAAGCAAAUGACAAAUACGGAAAUUGGAAACGAAAAACAAGCAAAACAAAUAAUAUUGGAUGUGAAUUUGAAAUUCGGCUCAAUUACUGAAGAUGAGACACAUUUGAAAAAGAAAAAAAACUAGCAUCGACAGACAAACAUAGUCAAACCUGCUAAAUUAUAUAAAAUUAUUAUUAUUGUAGCUUAAGUUAUUAUAGGAUAAAUGAAUCAUUUGUACAUAAAAUGAGAGAUAGACGUCUUGUUCGUAAUUUAUCGCAUUAAACGAAAUCAUGUAGAAUCGUAUAGCAAUAUUGAUGAAUUUCCUAGUUCGUUUGCGUGAUGACGCAUCAAUUCUGAAAAAAAAACGAAACUAGCUAAAAAGCAGAAUAAGAAGAAACUAUUGAAAGGUGUUUUUUGUUUCAUUUCAUAGCAAUGAUCAAAUUAGUAGUUUGUAACAAUUUGUUUGGUUUGUGAAUCUAUAAUUUUUAUGUACUCUGACCGCUUAGUGUGUAUGAGCCAUGUAAAACUAAAACAGAAAAGAUAAAGAAGAAACAAGCGCAACACUAAAAUCCUAAUCUUUACUGCAAAAACACACAAGGUACCUGUGAUAUUAUUUUAGUUCUCCUUUUGAAGCGGCGUUACACAAAACAUACAUACAUACGCAACACACACACAAACUAAUUUAACAUUACAAAUCAUUAUAUUAUAUUGGUAUAAUAAAUGUAUCGUAGAAUUUUUAAUGCUGUAAAGGGGUAAAUUUAAUGAAAAAAAAGAAAAAACAACAAAACAUUUAUAUUAACAUAAAAUAAAAAUAAAAACAAUGAAGAGAACGUUGAUAUGUGAUAGGCCGUUAAAGCGUUAUGUAUAAACAAAGCAAAGUUUUCAUUUUCAUUUUUCUUUUUCGAGAACUCAAUGUUCUGUUCUCUCUGUGGAAUCUUUUUUUAAGUUUUUUUUUUCCAUAUGAUUGGAUUAUUUAGACUUUCUUUUCAAUUCUUUAGUAGUUGAAAAAUAAUUUAUUUCAAUGUAAUAAGCAACAACAAAAAAAUAAGUAAAUUGACUAACAAUUCGGUUUAGAUGUAGAUUGGCUACAUCGAUACUCUUCCAAUUAUGUAUUCGCAUGGAAAAUUUAGCAGUUCGAACACUUGACACUCACACAUACUACGACGUAUCACGAUGAGGAAAAGCUAUAUAUUAGUGCGUUUUUACCAAUGUCAUUAGAUUAAAGUGAAAUGUAAAACAACUAAGUAGAUAAAAUCACAUCAUUUUCAAUACCGCAAUAAAUUAGUCGAAUUUUUACUCAGCAAUCGCACAGCAUAUCCAAUAAUGUUGUUGGCAAUCAACGAAACAAGUGAAGCAAAGCACAAGCUUGAGCAAAACCCCGAUCAGUCCCAUAAACAAUUGCGUCAACAAACUGUAUUGGACAUUCUGCGCAAGCGAAUUUCAAGAGAUGAAAAAAACAACAAAUAUAUAACUAACAAAUUUAAUCACAUUAUACGCCUAUCCAUCAGUCUCACACAUUUCACUCACUCCAUUAGUUAGACAAAACGUGAGAAAAAUAAACAAGAAAAAUGAUUUUUUUUUCGUAAAAUCAAUUUGGAAAUGACAACAAAAAUUAAAAACAUUAAAUACUAUUCAAAUUUGAAGAAGAAGAAGAAGCAUACGUAAAAAGUCACGCAUGUGAAGAGUCACAGCAAAAGCCAGAUUAUUAUCGAAUUAAAUAGAGAAUCACAUGAUAGAAUUGUGGAGGAAAAUCAUUGUAUUAUAAAUCGAUAGACAGAAGAUAAACUAAAGUAAGAAAAUAAAGAAAAAAAAGGUUUAAAGAAAAAUUCAACAAAUCUUGUUUUUACUCUAUCCGUUUGAUAUUUCUUUAAUUUAGAGGAAAGCCCAUUAUUUCCGGAGCACCAUCUGUUGUGUGAAUUGCGAGUUUUGCCGAUGUUGACGGUAAAUGACAAAAAUGACUUUGUUUAGCUCGUGUUUAUUUUUAUGCGUGCGCCGGAAAAUUGGUAUUGAAACUUUAUCUUGUCAUGUUCGAGUGAGAGGUACACAAUUCCGCACACAGCACACACUUGGUUGUUCGGGAUCAAACUAUGCAACGAUAUACAGUUGCGAGUAAACGCGCGUGCGACAGCGUUUCACAUGCUUGAAAUGCCAUUAGACGCUGACGGUGAUCGAAAAUAGAC
Sitodiplosis mosellana (orange wheat blossom midge) is the source of this 12415-nucleotide messenger RNA. RefSeq names its product protein sax-3 (gene robo1). Gene Ontology annotation, molecular function: protein binding. The transcript is spliced from 24 exons. Bases 2602 to 7026 code for a protein of 1474 amino acids. The record is from RefSeq and is a predicted model, not a curated record. Gene Ontology annotation, biological process: axon guidance; cell-cell adhesion. Lineage: Eukaryota; Metazoa; Arthropoda; Insecta; Diptera; Cecidomyiidae. Gene Ontology annotation, cellular component: axon; plasma membrane.